This is a messenger RNA of Saxophila tyrrhenica, 657 nucleotides long. RefSeq lists its product as uncharacterized. The transcript has a single exon. Lineage: Eukaryota; Fungi; Ascomycota; Dothideomycetes; Mycosphaerellales; Extremaceae. The record is from RefSeq and is a predicted model, not a curated record. The coding region runs from base 1 to 657 and encodes 218 amino acids.
AUGAGAAUAGGCGCGGAAGCGGCCUCGUCGACUGGUAAAGGCGACACCAACCUCUACUACCUCCACCAAUCCAUCCCCCACCUCCACGACAUCCGCCUCACCGGCCCCUACUUCACCCCCCUCGAGCUGGCAAACGACAUGUACCAUUUCUUCGGCCCCUCCUGCUUCCGCGCCCGCGACAAACUCACGGAAGCCGUCCAAGCCGGCACGCUAAUCGACAUCGAAUCCAUCACCACCCCGGUCCACAACGACCAGAACCGCGUGCGCACCUGCCAUAUCCUCCGCGAAGCGAACCCGACCGUUCGCGCUCGCAUGCCGGGGCCGAUGUACUACGUCGCCUCCUCCGCCAUCCUCACGGAACUAGCCGAGCUCAUCCCACACGCACCCGACGAUCCGUCCGUGAUCCUGCCGAUGAAGGAUAAGCAGGUCCACGGGUCUUUUCUGGACAAAGACGAGGCUUUCGCUAAAGCGAGGGAGGUGGCGAGGGAGGUUGCGGCGGGGAUGGAGGGGAGUGGGAUGAUUGAUAUUCCGCAGCAUAUGGCGAUUAGUCCGGCGGAGAUGAUGCUGGUUACGGUGGCGCAGGUGCCGAUUGGGAGUGGGGGGAUGGUGAAUGUAGGGGUUUAUUUCUCGGACCGGAGGGAAGGUCAGGGGGAGUGA